AUGGCGUCUUUUUCGGCGGGCUACGCCGCGUUGAGUCUGAGCGUUUUGCUGCUGCUGUUUUUUGGUCUGUCUUCGCUGCCGGCGUUUUCGCCGACGUGGUGGCUGCCUGCUGCUGCGGGGGACCGCGCAGCAGCAGCAGCAGCAGCAGCAGCAGCAGCAGCAGCAGAACCCGGGCGCGUGUCCGUGGCCUACAGCAAAACUUGGCCCGAAAGAAACCCCACAGAAACUUAUGACUUUUACUCUCGAGUUUCUUUAUGCCGGUCUUUUCCUUUGACUUAUUUUUCUUUGUCUUUGGGAGAAGCUUUGCGGGGGCAGCGCUUAGUUGCUGCUCCUUAUCAUCUCAAGAUCCCCAGCAGCAGCGAGUUUGCUGCUGCUGCUGCUGCUGCUGCUGCUGCUGCUGCUGCUGCUGCUGCAGCGGCGCCUCCUGCUCCGCCGCCCCCUUCCGCUGCGCUGGCGGCGCCCGAAACCGGCACGGACGCCCGCAGCGCCGACAGCAGCAGCAGCAGCAGCAGCAGCAGCAGCAGCAACAGCAGCAGCAGCAGCAGCAGCAGCAACGGGGAGCCGCUGUCGACUCCUGCGCUGCAAAAUGAGGAGCCGCCUGGGGCUCUUUCCCCGCAGCAGCAGCAGCAGCAGCAGCAGCAGGAGCCUGACAGCGCAGCAGCAGAAGCAGCAGAAGCAGCAGCAGCAGCAGCAGCAAUUCGACAGGGCCCGUUUGAACUGUGCCGCAUGCAGCUAACAGAAGCAGCACUUGAGGACUUGAGAGUUUUAAUUGAUAAUAACUUUUUGGUGGAAAUGUAUGCAGAUGGAAUUCCCCUGUUGUACCCCGUGGGCCUCCGAGGCUACGAGACUGUGCAGCAGCAGCAGCAGCAGCAGCAGCAGCCGCAGCAGCAGCAGCAGCAGCAGCAGCCGCAGCAGCAGCAGCAGCAGCAGCAGCAGCAGCAGCAGGAGGUGGACUCGUUGUCUCUGCCGCAGCUGCGCGUGACUCACAAACUUACAACAAAUCUGCAUUUCAUUUUUGCUGUUAAUGAAGCUGCUGUUGUUGCUGCUGCUGCUGCUCCGGGCUUUUCCCCAGAUGGCUCUGUCCCGCCUUACACAGACAUCACUGACUCCCUCGAGACAGGGACUCGCGAGCUGGUGUUUACGUACAGCGCAGAAUGGCACAACCGGCCUGACAUUCCGACUCACCUUCGGCUGUACGGACAGCUGGCCUCUCCGUUCUUUUCGGGUGCAGCAGCAGCAGCAGCAGCAGCAGCAGCAGCAGCAGCAGCAGGACGCCGCAGAAAUGAAGUCGACGUCCACUGGCUAGCCCUCGCCAACUCUUUUCUUUUUGUUGUUGUUGCUUUGUGUCUCCUCAUGUUUAUUCUCAUUCGCAUGCUGCGCGCGGAUUUCGCCAGGAUGCUGCUGCCGCAGGACGAGGAAAUGGCGAGCAUUGCUGCAGAGGAGACAGUUGUUUGCGGGUUCGUGAGUGUUAACUUGUACACGAAGCUGGGAGGAAACCGCUGGGCCUGGAACAUCGUCUCCGCCUGCGCCAUCUUCAUGGCCUAA
Messenger RNA from Eimeria necatrix, 1545 nucleotides. RefSeq lists its product as hypothetical. Bases 1 to 1545 code for a protein of 514 amino acids. The transcript has 5 exons. Gene Ontology annotation, cellular component: membrane. Gene Ontology annotation, biological process: protein localization to membrane. NCBI's taxonomy places the organism in Eukaryota, Apicomplexa, Conoidasida, Eucoccidiorida, Eimeriidae. The record is from RefSeq and is a predicted model, not a curated record.